Messenger RNA from Hemicordylus capensis (graceful crag lizard), 2463 nucleotides. It is a transcript of the gene UMPS, whose product is annotated as uridine monophosphate synthetase. Lineage: Eukaryota; Metazoa; Chordata; Lepidosauria; Squamata; Cordylidae. The coding region runs from base 197 to 1627 and encodes 476 amino acids. The transcript has 6 exons. Gene Ontology annotation, molecular function: orotidine-5'-phosphate decarboxylase activity; orotate phosphoribosyltransferase activity. The record is from RefSeq and is a predicted model, not a curated record. Gene Ontology annotation, biological process: 'de novo' pyrimidine nucleobase biosynthetic process; 'de novo' UMP biosynthetic process.
AUACACAUGACAGUCUGGGCGCACAAUAGAGUCCCGCUAGAGCGUCCAACCGCCCCCGCGUGAUCAUAGAGCCAUCUAGACAGGCAGGCUUUUCUUAGGUGAUGGGUGUCAUUUUUCGGCGACAGACUUGCUUGCGCGCCUGCGCCGCUUGCGUUGACGUGUGCCGCCGGCGCGAACGAGGGAAGCGCGCGAGAGGAUGGAGUCGUUGGCCUCCGAUCUGCACGGCGUGCAGGCUCUGCGUUUCGGGGAGUUCGUGCUGAAAAGCGGCCUCGUCUCCCCCGUGUACGUCGACCUGCGCGUCAUCGUGUCACACCCGGCGUUGCUCAACAAGGUAGCAGACCACCUGUUUCAGACAGCAAAGGAAACCAAGAUCAAGUAUGACUCAGUGUGUGGUGUUCCCUACACAGCUUUGCCAUUGGCUACAAUCAUCUGCUCCAUCAACCAGAUCCCAAUGCUUAUACGGAGGAAGGAAGCAAAAGAUUAUGGUACCAAGCGUCUUGUGGAAGGCACCAUAAAUUCAGGAGAAACUUGUCUCAUCAUUGAGGAUGUCGUUACCACUGGUUCAAGUGUGUUGGAGACAGCAGAGGUCCUUCGGAAAGAAGGGUUAAAGGUGACUGAUGCCAUAGUGCUGCUGGACAGAGAGCAAGGAGGGGAAGCCAUGUUGGGGAAACACGGGAUUCGCCUACACUCAGUAUGUACCUUGUCUAAAGUUCUCAAGAUCCUUGAGCAGCAGAAAAAAGUUUCUCCUGAGAUGAUGAUAAGGGUAGAAAAAUUCAUCCAGGAAAACAUAAUCAAACCUUCUGAGCACAAUGGUACUGCUCCCAUGAAACGAAUAUGCAAAGAAAUGAGCUUUGGUGCUCGGGCUGAGCUGCCUGGCACCCAUCCACUUGCUGCCCGGCUUCUCAGGCUUAUGGAAAAAAAACAGUCUAACUUGUGCCUGUCUGCUGAUGUCACCACCUCCAAAGAAUUGCUCCAGCUAGCUGCUAAUCUGGGCCCUUCCAUCUGUGUCUUGAAAACUCAUAUUGAUAUUCUGGAAGAUUUCACCCCAGAAGUAAUAAAACAGUUGCGACUGCUUGCAGACCAGCAUGAAUUCUUGAUAUUUGAAGACCGCAAGUUUGCAGACAUUGGGAAUACUGUGAAGCAUCAGUAUGAAGGUGGUGUUUUCAAGAUAGCAUCCUGGUCAGAUAUAGUUAAUGCCCAUGUGGUUCCUGGUCCUGGAGUUGUCAGGGGGCUGAAAGAAGUCGGAUAUCCUUUACAACGAGGAUGUCUGCUGAUUGGUGAGAUGAGCUCAGAAGGAUCACUGGCCACUGGCGACUACACUAAAGCUGCAGUUAAAAUGGCUGAAGAACACUCAGAUUUUGUUUUCGGAUUUAUUUCUGGCUCCAGAGUUGCUGAAAGGCCUGAAUUCCUUCACUUGACUCCAGGAGUUCAGAUGCAGGCCGGAGGUGAUAGCCUUGGGCAGAAGUACCUGAGUCCUCAAGAAGUUAUCGUUGGAAGAGGUUCGGAUAUCAUCAUUGUAGGACGUGGCAUCUUGUCUGCAUCCAAUCGCUUGAAGGAAGCAGAGGCUUACAGAGAGACGGCGUGGGAGAGUUACUUGAAGAGAAUGGGUGUUAAUGCACCCAAUUAACCCAAGUAGUGGGUUCUAUUGAGCAGAAAAAUCCUAAAAGCUGGAAUGAUUGAGCAUGUAAUUCUCCUUGGGAUCUCCACGCACACAUCCCCCAUGAAUGUUUGGCUAUGUUGAAAGCAAUCUGGCACUGAUUAAGCAUUCAGGAAUAGUCACACAAAUUGCAGCUGUGGCACUUUUCCGCAGUGUGAACUCAAGCAGCAAGUUUUCAUGUUCUGCUAGUCUUAAAAUUCUGCUUUACUGCAUUAAAAAAAAAAAGCACUCUAAAGGACAUUUAAUAGGAUUACUCUCCUCACUUUUGGCCUGUUUCCAUUGGCUCUGGGAACCACAUAGCCACAAUAAGUUGUGAGAACAGAAGAGAUGAAGGAAAUCUGUGAUAACCUGCCAUGUGCCAUUUUAGUAAACAGUCUUAAUUGCUGUUCUCAACUGUGUUGGGAGAGAAGAACUGAAUGCAAUACAGCUGAGCAUUCUGCCGUGUAGCAGUUUCUCUGUCUUGACUUAGUUUCAAAACUUAUAUCUGAAAGUCUUUAAAAACUGAAAUUAAUACACUUGCCCGUAUUUGGAUGGAUGCCUUGACAAUGGUAUGUGGAGAUGCAUUCCAUCCUGUUCCACCCUCUACUUCACAGCCUGUUUGGGAACCUUGCUUCUCCUGCUAGCAGUUGUCUGGAAUCUAAAAUGUGCUGCAUGUUCUUAUAAUGACAAUACUGUAAAGUAUACUCUACAUUUGACAAGACUGAUUAAUAAUAUUAAAAUAGUUUUGUAUGGAAACGAGAACAGUUCUGUAGGCUCUUCAAGUUCUGCUUCUGUGAAUUUAUUAAAGUAUCUUGGUUAAAGGCUCA